AUGUCAGUUGUCUGCAGUGAUGUGCAGAGGCGGAGCUUUCACCACGACCCGUAUGCCACACGGCUCCUCGCUGGUCGCAGUGAGCGAAGCAACAGGAACAGCACCAGCCUCAGCAGCACCAACAGCGGUAGCGGUAGCGGCAGCUGCAGCAGGGCUGCCCUUGAUUUCUUCAACGCCGUCUCGUACAUGGAUGACAGCCAGUCGACGCCGCCCCCGAAGAUCUUCGAGCGGGCGGACUCGCACGACCACAUGACUGCCACCGAGGGCGAGGGUGGCAUGAGCGACAACGGCACUGAUGAUGCGAGCCGCACGCUCUCCGCAUAUCCACAGGCCGCAGCAGUAGCCGCAGUGGUGCCGCCAUCGGCGCCCCCCGCUGUGCGCUACGCCUCCGUUGACUUCCGCUUCGGCAGCGCAUGGUUUGUGGCGCCGUUUCGCACCGCCGUUGGUGAGAUGGUGGUGGUGGAGUACCCGCACAACGGCAGCCUCCACGUAGGGCUUGUCAGCUGCAUCUCCACGCGCGUGCCACCUACCUUCGCCGCGCUGCUCGCGAGCGACGGUGGCGCGAGAGCAGGGGAGCUGGAGCAGUGCCCGCGGCUGCUGCGUCACGCGCGCGACUUCGACAAGGCGACAAAGUUGGAGCUGCGCACGCACGACCUCGCGUCGCUGAAGGCCGCGUCUGAGCUCGCGGCGGAGAUGCAGGCGCCGGUGACAUUCCUCGAUGCGGAGUGGCUACUCGACCUCACGGCGGUGACCUUCCUCGUGAAUGUGUGGGGUGAUAUGACGCUCGUGGACCGCCUCGCCGAUGAGCUGGCGACACGCGAGGGUGCCGAAGUUGUCUUUACGUACCCCGCGCUGAACUGA
Messenger RNA from Trypanosoma grayi, 861 nucleotides. RefSeq lists its product as hypothetical. Bases 1 to 861 code for a protein of 286 amino acids. The record is from RefSeq and is a predicted model, not a curated record. NCBI's taxonomy places the organism in Eukaryota, Euglenozoa, Kinetoplastea, Trypanosomatida, Trypanosomatidae. The transcript has a single exon.